GCAAUGUCCUGUCACUAGCCUCGAUCUUUCGUCCUCUUGCGGACACCACGUGUACGGAGAUGCGCUGCGUUUUUGAGUCGUUCGAUGCACCCUGAUGGAGCAUGCAGCCAGCUACGCCCUGGUCGCCCACACCCUCGACGGCGACGCAGCGAGGGCCCGCUUCACUGAGACGUGGAACCUGCUGCGCGCGCCAAAUCAAUCCACUCAGGCUGCAGAGAGUAGCGCAGCAGCCGACACAUUCUGGGUCGCGGCAGUCUACGCGGGGGUGCACUCGCACUUCGGCCUCACCCUCGAGCAGUUCACCCACGACUCCGACGCGCCCGAGCCGAUAAGAGCGGCGUUUGUGCGUGCGCGGGGUCUUUCGCCCAAAGCGCGCAUCGUCCGCUGUCUCGCGUCAAUACACGACUGCUGGCCGCCCACCUUCCUCGCGCGACUGCUCGACGCGUCGAUCCCCUUCCCGCACGGCGCCGACCAGCCGACCAUCGGCUUCGUCGAGACACUGCAGAAGCUCGCGCGGCUGGAGGAGUUUGACGUGUUUGUCGCCAGCUUCCCGCCCUUCCUCGCCCGCCGCAUCGCCACCCUGCGCUUCACCUACUCGCAGAAGGCGCUGGCCGACGCGGGCAAGCGGACCGUCACCCCGCAAGACCUGCGCGAGUACAUCGACCGCCUGACGACACGCACCAGUGACGUCGUGGACCAGUACCGCGACCCGUGCAGCAAGCGUCGCCGCGUUACGAAGUCGCCCGUCGCGCCUGCCACUUUUGUGUCAACGCCGCCUGCCACUCCCUCACCCACGCCCACGCCAACGCCCAACCAUCCCCAGUUCUCGCCUCCAUCGCCCGAGCUCGCCCGCCGCGCCGACCACGGAGACUUUGAGCGUCACCACUCUUCGCCUAGCCUCGCUGCCUCCCAACUCGAGCCGUCUAUCGUCGAGCAGUCCAUCGUCGAGGCGUCCCUCAUCGAUCGUGAUUACUCAUUCGAACUUUCAGCCAUCGAGCACGAAGAACUUCCCCAACUGCCCGAUUUCGACGAAUCCGAAUCGAACAACACCUUCAACAAUGACACAGCACAAACAAACAACAUGCUGACUGUCGAGGCGCUCCAGGACGCCCACGACCGAGGCUUGGGCUACCACAUCGGCAACAUUCGCGACACCGCCACACACGUUACCCUUGCCCAGCAACGCCAGCUCGCGGCUGACACCAAGCUCCAGAAGGUCAAGCAACGCACCCUCGAUGAGCUGCACAUCACAUACCACGACGACUACGCUGUCUUCGACAAGGCCGAGACGCAGGCCCGCGCCCAAACCGCCACGCUUAAGAGCAACUUCAGCGUCGCCGACAAGAUCGACGAGUUGCGCGCUGCCAUCGCCGGAGACGAGGAAAACCCCGACAUCAACAAGUACAUCACCCUCUCGUUCGAUCGCGGCAGGCUGCAGAAGGAUGUCGAGGAGAGCGAAGGCCGGCUUGACGCGCUGAAGAGGGCGCGCGAGGAGAUUGGCAGCGCCGUCAUGGAGGCGGGGAAAGCCAUCAUGGCCGUUCAGCAUGACAUGGCUAGGCAUCAGGCCGCGUUGCAGGACUUCCAGGCUUUUCAGGCCACCAUCGCGAGUAUUCCGCUCACGGCCGAUUUUGCCAAGUUGGCCGACAUUUGCGGCGUUCCGGAGGGGAAGAGGUGAUGGA
This is a messenger RNA of Dothidotthia symphoricarpi CBS 119687, 1679 nucleotides long. RefSeq lists its product as uncharacterized. The coding region runs from base 95 to 1675 and encodes 526 amino acids. Lineage: Eukaryota; Fungi; Ascomycota; Dothideomycetes; Pleosporales; Dothidotthiaceae. The transcript has a single exon. The record is from RefSeq and is a predicted model, not a curated record.